Ananas comosus (pineapple) is the source of this 1684-nucleotide messenger RNA. RefSeq names its product dihydropyrimidine dehydrogenase (NADP(+)), chloroplastic. Gene Ontology annotation, molecular function: uracil binding; dihydropyrimidine dehydrogenase (NADP+) activity; NADP binding. Gene Ontology annotation, cellular component: cytoplasm. The coding region runs from base 180 to 1457 and encodes 425 amino acids. The transcript has 7 exons. The record is from RefSeq and is a predicted model, not a curated record. Lineage: Eukaryota; Viridiplantae; Streptophyta; Magnoliopsida; Poales; Bromeliaceae. Gene Ontology annotation, biological process: uracil catabolic process; thymine catabolic process.
GCCCCAUCCCCUCUUAUUCUUCUUGAUCCAAACGAUCCGAUUAAUAAAAAGAGCCUAAAUUAUAAGAUUCCCAUCCCAGCUCACCCAGUUACCAAACCCACCAUCCUCUCUCUCUCUCUCUCUCUCAUUCCUAAUCCUCUCUUCCCACAAACCGAUCGCUGCAUACUCUCGCCAUUGCCAUGGAGUCUGCGACCUUUGUAAGAGGUUCGGUCGGGAGGGGGAGCUCGGCGGCGUCGGAGCUGAGGCGGUUCCGGCAGCGACCGCGGCCUCUUCCCGACCUCCGGCGGUGGCGGCGGCGGAGCACGGCGGCGAUCCGCGCGGAGCCCGAUCUCAGGGUGCGGGUGAACGGGUUGGAGAUGCCGAACCCCUUCGUGAUCGGGUCCGGCCCCCCCGGCACCAACUACACCGUCAUGAAGCGCGCCUUCGACGAGGGCUGGGGCGCCGUCAUCGCCAAGACCGUGUCUUUGGAUGCCUCUAAAGUUAUCAAUGUGACUCCUCGCUAUGCGCGGCUCCGGGCCGGAUCAAACGGGACCGCCAAGGGCCAGAUUAUCGGGUGGGAGAACAUUGAACUUAUCAGCGACCGACCGCUCGAAACCAUGUUGAAUGAAUUUAGGCAGCUAAAACGAGAGUACCCGGACAGGAUACUCAUAGCUUCAAUAAUGGAGGAGUACAACAAAGCUGCGUGGCAAGAACUUAUUGAACGCGUCGAAGAAACCGGAGUGGACGCUCUUGAGAUAAAUUUCUCAUGUCCUCAUGGAAUGCCGGAGCGGAAAAUGGGUGCUGCGGUGGGCCAAGAUUGUCAUUUGCUUGAGGAGGUCUGCGGGUGGAUAAAUGAGAAAGCUACCGUACCUGUUUGGGCAAAGAUGACCCCCAAUAUUACAGAUAUUACGCAGCCAGCAAGGGUUGCUCUGAAAGCAGGAUGUGAAGGAGUUUCCGCUAUUAAUACGAUAAUGAGCGUGAUGGGAAUUGAUCUCAAUACUUUACGUCCGGAACCUUCUGUUGAGGGAUAUUCUACACCUGGUGGAUAUUCUGCAAAAGCUGUGCAUCCUAUUGCACUCGGAAAAGUAAUGCAGAUUGCAAAGAUGAUGAAAGCGGAAUUUGAUGGUGAGCAAUCACUUUCUGCUAUUGGAGGGGUCGAGACAGGCGGAGAUUCUGCCGAGUUUAUUCUCCUUGGAGCAAAUACAGUUCAGGUAUGUACAGGUGUGAUGAUGCAUGGUUAUGGCCUUGUGAAGAAGCUUUGUGCUGAGUUGCAGGAUUUUAUGAGAAAACACAACUUUUCCUCAAUCGAAGAUUUUCGGGGGGUCUCCCUACAGUAUUUCACUACACAUACCGACCUGGUGAAGCGGCAACAAGAGGCAAUCAGGCAGAGAAAAGCUGUAAGGAAAGGCUUACAAUCUGACAAAGAUUGGACAGGGGAUGGGUUUGUUAAGGAGACCGAAAGCAUGGUGUCCAACUGAUGUAAACCUCCAUCCUCAACGACGGGGUCUCAUUCUACUGAAGCGAUGAGCAGGUGAAGAACUUUUUAAGACAAAAGAUACAGAAACAAAAGAACAUUGUUCUCUGUCAUAUAUAAUAAAAUGUAAUAAUUUGUUCUCCCUCUCAACAUGUAGUAAAUAUUUGUGAAUUUGGCUUCAAGAAUGAUCUUUGAUUUUCUUGAUAAUCAGCAUAAAACGAAGCUAUGCUU